CCGACUGCUCAACUACUCACCGGAGUAUCGUGUACUGCUUGACUUGGAGGAAGAAAGACCAAGACAACCGGAUUUGAACAUGGCCGAGAUUACAAUACGCAAGCGGCCUCGGACGGAGGCGGUCGUUACUCAGCGCAAGUUCUUCAAGAAGACGGCGAGGGGCAAGGUCAUCAAGGUCCUUCGCGAACGGUACCUUCGUGACGAUGUUGCAUGCGGCAUUCACAGUUGCGGCCUUUGCGCGCAUGACGCAGAUGUUCUCUUGCCGUCCUCGGGUUCGCUAGAACACGCGUCAUUCAAGAACGGGCACUUCGUCUUACCUGACACCAACAUAUUCCUGUCCCAGAUGGAUUUAAUGGAAUCACCGCUCUUCAGCCCCCCAAUGAUACUAUUGCAGACGGUUUUAGAAGAAGUCCGCCACCGCUCAUUGCCUUUGUACAAUCGCUUGAAGGCAUUGGUCAAAGCCGAUGAUAAGAAAAUUUGGAUCUUCUACAAUGAGUACCGCUCGGAAACGGCCGUGAUUAGAGAGGAAGGGGAGUCCCCGAAUGACCGCAACGACAGAGGCAUCCGCAAGGCAACCGCAUGGUACAACAGCCAUCUUUCUCUCUCUCGCCCCCCUGUCCGAGGGCAAUCUCAGCCACCCUUGCCGCCGGUAGUUCUACUGACCGAUGACGUCGCGAACCGGCAAAAGGGAGAGAAGGAUGGCUUGACGUGCAUGUCCGUCCGUAAAUAUGUGGAGGGUAUGAAGGAAUCUGGGCAGCUGCUCGAUCUGCUCUCAGCUGCCGGUUCGGAGACCAUAGAGCCGACGCGAGCGGCCUCAAUUCGCCAAGCCCUGUAUCCCGAUUACCUUCCGACGGCAACAGUGCAGGCUGGGAUCAAGUCUGGUCAGCUGCACCAGGGCCAUUUCAACGCCAACCAGUACAAUUACUUGGAGGGCAACGUGUCCGUGCCUGCCUUUGAGAAGCCCGUACUACUCAUAGGCCGCGAACACAUGAACCGGGCCGUUCAGGGCGACGUUGUCGCGGUAGAAGUUUUUGACGAGAAGGACUGGAAAGCACCAGCCGACGAGGUCGUGGACCAAGAAGCCACGUUGAAAAAUGAUGAUGCCGAGGACUCCGAAGAAGAAGGCGAAGACGACGAGGCCCUUGCGGAGCGGAAGGUGCUACAGACGGAGCUCACGAAGCAGCUCACUUCUAGCAAGCAGCCCACGGGCCGCGUUGUCGGCAUCGUCAAGCGUAAUUGGCGGUCAUACGUGUGUCAUAUCGAUAGCACGUCCCUCACCUCCACGAAUCCUACGUCGCUUUCCCAGCAGACGGUCUUCGCUACUCCCGUUUCCCGCCUUCUCCCGCGCAUUCGCUUGCGCACACGCCAGGCGCCGGCGCUUAUAGGACAGAAGAUCCUGGUGACUAUCGAUCGGUGGGAGCGGACUUCGCGUUACCCCGAGGGGCACUUCGUCCGCGCGCUAGGCAAAGUCCAGAGCAAGGAGGCAGAGCAAGAGUCCCUACUGCUUGAGUUCGAUGUACCUUACAGGCCGUUCGGGAAGGCCAUUCUAGACUGUCUUCCGCCGGAGGGCGACAGCUGGGUCGUUCCGCCCAAGGCCGCGGCGGACCCCAACUGGCGAGACCGGGAGGAUUUGAGGGACUUGAUCAUUUGUAGUAUAGACCCUCCCGGUUGCCAAGAUAUUGACGACGCGCUGCACGCGCGCCGUCUCCCCAACGGGAACAUCGAGGCCGGCGUCCAUAUCGCCGACGUAUCGCAUUUUGUCCUCCCCGACACCCCAAUGGACAACGAAGCGGCGGCACGUGGCACGACGGUCUACCUCGUCGACAAGCGGAUAGACAUGCUUCCCGCGCUUCUUGGGACGAACCUGUGUUCUUUGCGGCCUCACGUGGAGCGACUAGCGUUCUCCGUCAUAUGGGAACUGUCCCCUGCAGCCGAGAUCGUGAACGUGCGCUUUACAAAAUCGGUAAUUGCCUCAAAAUCUGCGUUUACGUACGAGGAAGCCCAGAUUCGUAAGGACGACCCAAAGCAGACGGACGAACUCACGGAGAGCAUCCGGCUGCUCAAUGACCUCUCGCGGAAGCUCAGGCAGGGCAGGAUGGACGCGGGGGCGCUGAAUCUGGCCUCGCCGGAAGUCAAGAUCCACCUCGACAGCUCCGAAUCUUCCGAUCCCAUUGACGUGGAGCAGAAGGAGCAGCGGGAGACGAACAGCCUAGUUGAGGAGUUCAUGCUGCUUGCCAACAUCAGCGUGGCGGGGAAGAUCCAGGAGACGUUCCCACAGACCGCCGUCCUGAGGCGACACCUGCCUCCGCCCCGAACAAAUUUUGAGAAGCUGCAAGAUAUCCUCAAGAAACGCCGAGGCAUGAGCCUCGACGUUUCCAGCUCAGGAGCGCUGGCGGCGUCGCUGGACGAGUGCGUGGACCCCACCGAGCCAGCAUUCAAUACCCUCGUUCGCAUCAUGGCAACGCGCUGCAUGUUGUCGGCGGAGUACUUCUGCUCCGGCAGCGUGGGCCGGGAUACGUUCGGGCAUUACGGUUUGGCAAGUCCCAUUUACACGCAUUUUACGAGUCCCAUCAGACGCUAUGCGGACGUUUUGGCGCAUAGGCAGCUCUCCGCGGCGAUAGGGUACACUUCCUUACACGCGAGCCUGCAUUCGAAGUCACAUGUCGAGCGUGUGUUGGAGGUCGUGAACAAGCGGCACCGGAUGGCGCAGAUGGCCAGCCGAGCGAGCGUCGAGUUCUACGUCGGCCUGGCCUUGAAGGCGCGCAGCGAGAAGGAGACCGUCAUCGAGGACGCUUUCGUUAUUCGGACGUUCAGAAACGGCCUCGGGGUCUUCGUUUCCAGAUUGGGCCUCGAGGGACUCGUGACGUUCAAGCGCGAGAUACAGUUCGAUGCCGACAACUACACGAUCACGAUCCCGUCGGGCGACCAGGACGUGGCGAUCUCGGUGUUCGACAAGAUCAAGGUCAGAGUCGACGUCGAGCAGGACAAGAACACUCAGCGCGGGCGGGUCGUCAUGUCGCUCUCUCACCCCGUAGAUUCACGCGGCAUGUAGGGUUGCUGUAGCACAUUGGCUGCCUAGUGCGUGCGAUAGUCACAUUUGCCGCCGUGCUCGUGGCCUCCGUCCGAUGUCCG
Messenger RNA from Trametes versicolor FP-101664 SS1, 3132 nucleotides. RefSeq names its product RNB-domain-containing protein. Gene Ontology annotation, biological process: rRNA catabolic process. Gene Ontology annotation, molecular function: 3'-5'-RNA exonuclease activity; endonuclease activity; RNA binding. Lineage: Eukaryota; Fungi; Basidiomycota; Agaricomycetes; Polyporales; Polyporaceae. Gene Ontology annotation, cellular component: cytoplasmic exosome (RNase complex); nuclear exosome (RNase complex). Bases 80 to 3052 code for a protein of 990 amino acids. The record is from RefSeq and is a predicted model, not a curated record. The transcript is spliced from 18 exons.